Messenger RNA from Echinops telfairi (small Madagascar hedgehog), 3042 nucleotides. RefSeq names its product PPARG coactivator 1 beta (gene PPARGC1B). Lineage: Eukaryota; Metazoa; Chordata; Mammalia; Afrosoricida; Tenrecidae. The record is from RefSeq and is a predicted model, not a curated record. The transcript has 13 exons. Bases 15 to 2855 code for a protein of 946 amino acids. Gene Ontology annotation, biological process: positive regulation of transcription by RNA polymerase II. Gene Ontology annotation, cellular component: nucleus. Gene Ontology annotation, molecular function: transcription factor binding; RNA binding.
GCCGCGGCUGGAAGAUGGCGGGGAACGACUGCGGCGCGCUGCUGGACGAAGAGCUCUCCUCCUUCUUUCUCAACUAUCUCGCCGACACACAGGGAGGAGGCCCCGGGGAGGAGCAACUGUGUGCUGACCUUCCGGAGCUCGACCUGUCCCAGCUGGACGUCGCUGACUUUGACUCGGCCACCUGCUUCGGGGAGCUGCAGUGGGGCCCAGACAACUCGGAGACAGAACCCAGUCAGUACAGCCCCGACGACUCGGAGCUCUUCCAGAUCAUCGACGGCGAGAAUGAGGCCCUCCUGGCGGCGCUCACCAAGACGCUGGAGGACAUCCCCAUCCCCGAGGAUGACGUGGGCCUGGGUGCCUUCCCCGAGCUCCACAGCGACGACGACUCUCCCUCCUACACCUCCGCGUCCCCUACCCCCUCGUCCGCGCCCCCCAGCCCCUCCCUGGAGACGUCCCCAGACCCAGACCCCGAGGCGGAUGAGCUUUCACUGCUGCAGAAGCUGCUCCUCGCCACCUCCUCCCCUACGCCAGCCUCUGACCUCCAGAAGGAUGGGGCCGCCUGGAGGCAGUCAGGUCCCAGGUCUAAAAGCCAGCGGCUUUGUGUCAAGAUGGACAGCACCCAGGCGAAGAAGACCCCCCUGAUGCAGCCUCAGAACCGGAGCUGUACAGAACUACAUAAGCACCUCACCUCGGUGCUGUCCUGCUCCCAGGCCAAAGCCUGCUCCCCAGAGACGGGCCUGCAGCCACCAGCCCCUCUGAGUCCCCCGCUCCCUGCCAGGGAGGAUGGGGAGCUGGGUGAGGACUGCCCAAGCCCCCAGCCCACCCCAGCCUCUCCCCGGGACUUCCCAGCAUUGGACAGGGCAGGCCCCAGCGCCCAGGUUUCCCGGGAGGACAUGCAGGCCAUGGUGCAGCUGAUCCGCUACAUGCAUACCUACUGCCUCCCCCAGAGGAAGCUGCCCCUGCCGGCCUCACAGCCUACCCCCCAGCCCUGCAGCAGCCCCUCCAAACAGAUCAGAGCCCGGCCUCGGACCCAGCACCCUUCCAAAGCACCCUGGGCAGAGUUCUCCAUCCUGAGAGAGCUUCUGGCUCAAGAUGUCCUCUGUGAUGUCAGCAAACCCUACCGCCUGUCUACGCCUGUGUACGCCUCCCUCACACCCCGGCCAAGGCCCAGGGCCCCCAAGGACAGCCAGGCCUCCCCUGGCCACCCAACGCCGGUGGAGGAGGUGAGGAUCACGGCUUCACCCAAGAGCACGGGGCCCAGGCCGAGCCUGCGUCCACUGCGGCUAGAUGUGAAAGGGGCUGCCGGCCGGCCUGCCAGGCAGCAAGAGGAAGAGGAGGGCGAAGAAGAGGACGAGGAGGAGGAGGAAGAAGAAGAAGAAGAAAAGGAGGAAGCAGAAGAGGAGGAGGAGGAGUGGGGCAGGAAAAGGCAGGGCCGAGGCUCCCCAUGGACCAAGCUGAGCCGGAAGCUGGAGAACUCUGUGUGCCCCGUGCGGCGUUCGAGAAGGCUGAACCCCGAGCUGGGCCCCUGGCUGACCUUCACUGAUGAGCCCCUGGUCUCUGCAGAGCCCCAGGAAACCCUGCCCUCAUCGUGCCUGGCCCCCGAGGCUUAUGCCACAGAGGGGGCGCUGGGCAGCCCCACCGAUGAGGACAGUGCCCACGGCCAGCAGCUCCUUCGGGUAGCCCAGACCUCGGCUCUGGAGAGCCCCUGCGAGAGCGGCUGUGGGGACACAGACGAGGACCCCAGCUGCCCACAGCUCCCUUCCAGAGACUCUCCCAGGUGCCUCCUGCUGGCCUUGUCACAAAGUCCCCCUCCUUUUGACAAGAAGACCUUCGAGCAGACCCUGACGGUGGAACUCUGCGGCACGGCAGGACUCACCCCACCAACCACACCCCCGUACAAACCCACGGAGGAGGACCCCUUCAAGGCCGACAUCAAGCAUGGUCCGGGCAAGACCUCGGCCCCUAGCCUCCCCUGCCCUGAGGGCCUCCAGCUCGGGGUGGCCCCGGGGGCUGCCCACAAGCUGCCAAAGAAGCACCCUGAGCGGAGCGAGCUCCUGUCCCACCUGCGGCACGCUGCUGCCCCGCCCGCCUCCCAGGCGGGCCAGAAGCGCCCCUUCUCCUGCUCCUUCGGAGACCACGACUACUGCCAGGUGCUCAAGCCCGAGGGCGCGCUGCAGAGGAAGGUGCUGAGGUCCUGGGAGCCGUCCGCGCCGGAGGACGAAGAGGAGGAGGAGGACGAUGAGGACGACGAGGACUCAGGGGCCAGCCCCCCUCGCUCUGACCACUGCCCCUACCAGAGCCCACCCAGCAAGGCCAGUCGGCAGCUCUGUUCCCGCAGCCGCUCCAGCUCCGGCUCAUCCUCCUGCCGAUCCCGCUCACCAGCCACCCGGAGGAACUUCAGACGGGAGAGCAGAGGGCCGUGUGCAGACAGAACGCCAGGCGUCCGGCAGGCCAGGAAGCGGCGGGAAAAGGCCAUUGGCGAAGGCCGGGUGGUGUAUGUUCGAAAUCUCUCCAGCGACAUGAGCUCCCGUGAGCUAAGGCGGCGCUUCGAGGUGUUUGGGGAGAUUGUGGAGUGCCAGGUGCUGACGAGAAGCCAGCGAGGUGAGAAGUACGGCUUCAUCACCUACCGGCGUUCCGAGCAUGCGGCCCUCUCUCUGAGGAAUGGCGCUGCCCUGAGGAGGCGCCAUGAGCCCUCCUUCCAGCUGAGCUCCGGAGAGCUCCGGCACUUCUGCUGGCCCAGAUACACUGACUACGAUUCCACUUCGGAAGAGCCCCUCCCUCCGUCAGUGAAAAACAAGUACGAAGCCAUGGAUUUUGACAGCUUACUGGAGGAGGCCCAGCAGAGCCUGCGUUGAUCAUAGCCUUAACCUUCGAGGAAUACCUCAAUACCUCAGACAAGGCCCUUCCAAUAUGUUUACGUUUUCAAAGAGAUUCAGUCUAUGAGAAGGAGAGACGAGCACGCGUGUGCGCGUGCAAGAACACACGUGAGAGACUUGAAACUGCUGUCCCUUUAAAAAAGAAUCAAUGUUUACAUUGAACAGA